AUGGCAGGCGCGCGAGGAAGGUCGCAUAAGAGCGCGGAGUCGGCUACUCCGAGGCGCUCAACGCGAAAUGCAAAAAUAGCGCAGGGGGAUGAAGGCGUGCCAGCCGUCUUCCAAGAAAUGCUGCGCGAAGAGCAAACGUCAAAAGCUACUAGCGCAGACGAGAAGGAACCACCACUGAAGAAGAGAAGGACAGCGCCUCCACGAAGAGAACCAAGCCCCGAGCACUUUGUUGAGCCAUUAAGACAACAGGGACCGAUUACCGGUGCUCCCGAACUACCAUUACCCACGCCGUCUCAGACCAAACAUGCUGCAUCACAGUCCCAGAUGCCGUCGCACACGCGAUCGCGGCCCACCGCUCCAGCCCAAUCUAUCGUUGACGAAGAACCACGUACGAGCGAACGAGUGCGACAGACCAUCAUCGACUCGGACGAGUCAGAUGACAGCGAUAUGGAAUGGGAAGAUGCGCUUGCCGACGGCGAUGAUACCGAUGAUCCUGAUGAAGGUGUCGAAGCUGUACCCCAGAUUGGUGACAUCUCUAUUACCAUGGGAGCCAAAAAGACUGAGGACCCCGGGACAAAGAGGAAAGUGCGUCGACGGGCAAUAACAUCGGUUGACAAGAAGCGACGUCUGGAUAUUCACAAGAUGCAUAUUCUUUGUCUACUCUACCAUGUCCAUCGCAGAAAUGCGUGGUGUAACGAUAGGAGAGUGCAGAGCACAUUACGCAAGAUCGUGCCUCCCAAGACCUUGUCCAACCUGGUACCAAAUCCCGACUUGUCACAAUACUCGGCUUCGAAACACUUCAUAGAUGGCAUGAACGAGCUGAAGGUGCUGUGGUCGAAACGAUUUAGAAUCACGGCGCAAGGCAUGUACAAGCCUAGGUGGGCGGAGGUUGAAGCCGCUAUCCGACCCUUCUCGGACUUUGAUGACCUUGAUGACCCGAUGGACAAGGACGAAUUCCGUACCGCAGCACAUACCUUGCAGGGGUCUCAGGAUGUAGGAACGCAACUGUUUUGCGCUCUUCUUCGUGGUAUCGGAAUCGAGGUCAGACUCGUCUGUUCUCUACAGCCGUUGCCCUUCUCAUCUGCAGCUGAGCGAGCCACCCCGCAAAAGUCGAGCGCUCAGAAGAAUACAAUUGUUGUCGAUCCGUACAACAAGCCGGCAGAGCCAAGCCCGACAAAACCCAAGUCACAGGGUCCGCGUAACAAGAAGCUAUCGAGACUCGAGCGUGUGAUGGGCGAGCGGCAUGCCGUCCUUAACAAGACAGGUGUAUCACCCAAGAAGCAGAAAGCCUAUCACACACCGUAUCCCGUGUACUGGGUUGAAGCACUUAACCCUGCGUACCAAAAGUGGGUACCAAUCGAUACACAUUCUACAUUCACCGUCAACUCGCCUGAGAAACUAGAGCCGCCACUUAACUUUGCUCAGAAUAGUCUCUCCUACGCGAUAGCGUUUGAUGAAGAUUAUACUGCGAAAGACGUCACCCGAAGAUACGCGAAAGCAUACAAUGCCAAGACGCGAAAAUACCGCGUUGAAAGUACCCCUGAUGGAGUCAGAUGGUGGAGACGCACGAUGAAAUUCUUCGAGCGUGCAGCAACUCUUGACAGAGACCAGAUGGAAGACGCUACUUUGGCCCGCAAAGAAGCAGCAGAAGGCAUUCCAAAGAAUGUGCAAGAUUUCAGAGGCCACCCAGUCUAUGUUCUUGAGCGACACCUUAGGCACAAUGAGGUGAUACACCCCUUGAACCAGGUCGGCAAAGUCAACUGUGGCAGUGCUAUGAACCCCAAGAUGGAACCCAUCUACCGUCGCACAAACGUACAUCUGGUCCGAACAGCUGACAAAUGGUAUCGCAUGGGGCGAGACGUCAAAGUUGGCGAGCAGCCACUCAAGCGUGCGAAGCCGAAGAAAGGCAGAAGACCCUCAAUCGGUGCAGACAUGGACGUUGAUGAAGAAGCCGACGAGGUUGGUGCUGGUCUCUACGCGGAAUUUCAGACCGAGCUCUAUGUCCCUCCUCCAGUUGUCCGAGGUCGCGUGCCGCGCAAUGCCUACGGUAAUCUUGACCUCUACGUUCCGUCCAUGUGUCCGCCCGGUGGUACGCACAUUCGACAUAAGCUCGCAUCGAAAGCAGCGCGUAUCGUCGGUGUGGACUUUGCAGAUGCCGUGACUGGCUUUUCUUUCAAGGGUCGCCAUGGUACUGCAAUCAUACAAGGUGUCGUAGUUGCUCAAGAGUACGCAGAUGCUGUACAAGCGGCCAUUGACGGCAUGGAGUACCAACAAGAAGAAGCCGAGGCCGAAGCUCGUAGGACCGAGUCUCUGCGGCUAUGGAGACGCUUCUUCCUCGGUCUUCGCAUUGCACAACGGGUUAAUGCUAUUGAGAUUGAUGGCGAAAGAGGCCCGGCCUUUGACGUGCAAGACGAGAUUAGUAAAGAGGAUAGAGAGUUGGCGGCACAGGAGAUGGCAGGAGGCUUCUUCCCUGACGAAGGAGAUGUUGCAGAACCGUCAGGUCGUGGCUACCAGCCACCAGAGCAGGAUUAUGGAGAUGGUGGGUUCAUGCCGGAGGAUGACAACGACGAUGAUGGUAAUGGUGGUGGUGGUUUCAUUGCAGAAGAGAACGAUCGUGCGGGACCCAUCAGUCUGAAUCGACAUCAAAGCUUUGAAAGCUCCAUUCUGGAUUCACAACAGCUGCUUCCUCGCCGCAGAAGCAGCUAUGGUCAGAUCUAUUCUUCAGAAGAUGAUGAAGAAGAAGAAGGUGGAAGCUUCAUUCGUGAUGGUUCUAUAGACGAGGCCGGCCCUUCUACCGAUGCCAAAAAGUCUGAGAGCGGAGCUGCACAGCUUAAUGGCUCUGCGGAUGAUGCUGGAGGCUUCAUACCUGAAGAAGUACCAGUCACUAAUGAAGCAAGUCCAAAGGAAGAAGCUGGCACAAGAUCUACAAAGCAAGACGACGACAUGGAGUCUAAGCCGACAUCGAAUCCCAACUCCGACGCCGAGAUGCACUCCCCGCCCUCCUCAUCUCCAUCAGAAGCUGGGUCGCUCAUGAUGGAAGAUCCCGAAGAUGAAGACGCAGAUCCCGACUGGUUGGUCGAUGCUACGUAG
Messenger RNA from Alternaria atra, 3090 nucleotides. RefSeq lists its product as uncharacterized. Gene Ontology annotation, cellular component: nucleotide-excision repair factor 2 complex; nucleus; XPC complex. The transcript has a single exon. Gene Ontology annotation, biological process: mismatch repair; nucleotide-excision repair. The coding region runs from base 1 to 3090 and encodes 1029 amino acids. The record is from RefSeq and is a predicted model, not a curated record. Lineage: Eukaryota; Fungi; Ascomycota; Dothideomycetes; Pleosporales; Pleosporaceae. Gene Ontology annotation, molecular function: single-stranded DNA binding; damaged DNA binding.